UAACUCUCCUCAGUGGCAGAAACAGUACAGUAUUUCCAAAGCUUAGCCAGUUCUGAAAUCCUUGCAUUUCACCCAGGCAUCUGGUUAGUGUUUCUGAAGGAAUGGAUAACUGCAUGUGGUGCUUUCCUCCAUACCCCAGUCACUGCUGGACAAUCCCAACGCAAGCUAAAUCUUCUUUUACUGGCUUUCUAGCUAAUCCUAGUUCCAUCUACAGUCAUUCCUCCUUAGCAUCUCCUGCUUGUGUUGCUAGAUCACUCAAUAACACAAGGUGCUUAUAUCUGGGCCACUGCCCCCAUUUUCCUGUUUCAACAUGGAAGGCAGCAAAGAAUUUGGAGGGAUCAUUGGACAUUGCUGGGGUUCCUGUUCUGGCAAGAAGGGAAACAGAUGGAUACUAUUACCUUGGCACUGUAAUAAAGGAGAUACAGGGUGAGAAAAGAACAUUCCUUGUACAGUUUGCCAAGCCAGUUAUGGUGGGCGAGGGGGACACAUCUGUGCAAAAAACAGCCAGCAAUGACAUUCUGGAGUAUGUGAAUGGCAUGAGACACUCCAUACUGCCUGGUGACAAAGUGCUGGCACCUUGGGAACCGGAGCAGAAAAGAUAUGGCCCUGGCACCGUCCUCCUAGGCAUUGAAACCAGGGAUCCCCUGAGAGCCAAAGAAGAUGAAGAAAUUACUGUCAGCUUUUGGAAUGGCACGAAAGCAAAAGUCCCAGUAGGAAUAGCCUUGUGGAUACCACCAGCACAGUGGAAGAGAAUUGUGGAUAUGAUCCAUAGGCCUCUCACUAGCAGAAACAUGUUGGGAGGGCAACUUCAGCAGGCUAACUACUACAUAUGUUCAUGUCGGUCUCUACCAGCUCCUAUGCCUGCGUGUACUUUAGGUGGGCUCCAGUGGUCACGUUGCUCUUUUAUCUGUCCUGGUCAUAGUUCUUUUCACCACACAUGUCCUUUGCUUGCAUCCACACUGUGUGGCUGCUGUUGCCCUAAACCCAGUGGCUGGUGGCAAGAGCCCUCUUUACCCAUAUUGCACCAGGGUGACAGCAGAAAGCCCAGCACACAACAACUCCUAGCACUGGAAGGUGCUCCAAAAGAAGAAGCAGUAGCAGCUGCUGUCAUGUCUAGCUCUUCUUCAUGCUCCUCAGAUUCCCAAAGUAAUGAAGAAACAUGUCCAGCCAAGAUCUCAAUGGUAGAUCAUGCAGUGAACACAGAUUCUAGCCUUUUUGAUAAGCCCAAGCUACAAGAAACCAGGAGGCCAGACUGGAAAUACUGGAAGAGAAGCCAUCCCAAGUCCCAUUUGAAGAGCCAAGGUACACAACACUUCUGCUGAUUGAUUUUUUUUUUUUUUUUUUGCUAGAUCCUUAGCACUCUACCUGGCAUUGCCUCUUAUGAGGUGAAUGGCAAUACAGAUUUGUUUACAUAGCGGAUAACACAUGGAGCCCAAUAUCAUGGCAAUGUCAAUUUUGUUAUUUUCCAGUGAAAUAAAGGAGAGGAGCAGGGAGCAAAGCCUCAGUUUCAUAGAUGGUGCAUGACUGUUUACAGUAUAGCCCAGUAUUAUGGAGGACAAUUCCAAUCUAGGUGAGAGAAAGGGGUCAUAUAGCGCUAUAUUA
This is a messenger RNA of Hemicordylus capensis (graceful crag lizard), 1602 nucleotides long. RefSeq names its product chromosome 1 C11orf16 homolog (gene C1H11orf16). Lineage: Eukaryota; Metazoa; Chordata; Lepidosauria; Squamata; Cordylidae. The transcript is spliced from 5 exons. The record is from RefSeq and is a predicted model, not a curated record. The coding region runs from base 102 to 1322 and encodes 406 amino acids.